UUACCUCGACUCGUUGGUAGGGAGUACAACUCCUUUAUAAGGCUUGCAUGUAGACGCUCCUCGUACACUUCACUUCACUGGUCUUCACAAGUCUGCAAUCAUGUUCAAGUUCGUUACUCUAUCUUGCUUGUUGGCUGUCGGUGCUCAAUGCAAGACCCCACAAAAUACUGCUGUGCCAUACUACCCUCAACCAUACCCAACAGCAAAUCCUCAAAUAUACCCUCAAUUUUACGUAGCACAACCGAAGUAUAAUGCUCAGCCCGCCUAUAUAGCCGCUUCUCCUUACCGUCAAGUUUAUGUACCAGCUAAUCCUGCCUAUAAUCCUUACUACUACGGAUAUGCUCCUUAUCCAGCAUAUCCUCAACAGUACGUAUAUCCAUACGUUCAAAAUGAUGGAGCCCAAGCACCGGCACCUGCUCAACCUAGUUGGGGAGAGUAUUUAUCCAGUAUCUGGAAUUAUGUACCAAACUAUCCAUUCGGCAGUUCCAGUUCAUCUGAAAGCCAAGCUACUGGUUCAGAAUCAGCAUCAUCGGCAUCUACUGCUGAAGCUUCCUCUACUGCUGAAGCAAGCCCAGGAAAAGGUGAUAAACCAACAGGAGAACAAAAGACAGAACAAUCGGCAAGCAAUGAACAAUCUACAGUACAAUUGCCAUCCAAACAAUCGGCACCAUCCUCAUUCGAUUAUGUUGGCCAACCCCAGUACUUUGCACAACUGCCCUACCAACCAAUAGCUUAUGACCCAGCCAAGUUGAAUACUGCGAGUAAUGGUGCAGUUUCCAAUUUCUGGUUUUACAGAAACCAACUUCAACCCGUAUUUCAAGCAUCUCAGCCCGAAUUUCAAGCAUCUCAAGGAUUUGCUGAUCAAAAAUACUACCAAAACCCAGCUCAGUUUAACCAUGGUACCGCAGCUCUAGCUUACCAAAGAUACUUGCAAUACCAGAAACAACAACAAGGCCAAUUCCAAGAAGGACAAUUUCAACAACAACAGCAAGAUCAACAAUUCCAUCAACAACAACAACCACAAGAACAACAAUUCCAACAACAACAACCACAACAAUAUGAUCAACAAAGUCAACAAGACGAAUCUUCCGUUGUUGUCGAUUCAAAUACAACUGGAGCCCAGGAAGCAGUAAAUCAACCACAAUCUAAAUUAGCUACAGAUCCAACAAUAGCUGUGGCUCAGCCACAGGGUAUGGCGUUCGCCGGAAUCGGUGGCCGAGCCGGCGCUGGACCUAUAGGCACAGCGAUUGUAGGAAAAAAUGCAACGGCGAUUAGCGAGCCCAGCGCCACUGCUAUAUCACUGGACCUAACGCCAACGAUUAACCUAACGCCCGUCCACAAGUUGACAUCCGCCUAUGUGGCGAAAUAUGCACCUGAACUGGGAGUUUACAAAGUAGCUGAAAUCAAAACAUCGGAGCCCUAACGCAAAAAUGAUAAAUAUUUUUAUUUUAUAUUUUUAGUAUUAAUGUGUAAGGCGAAUUUGUGAUAGUAAUUUUAUACGGAUAUUAUACAGAGUUAUAAUGUUAUAGUACACACACUAAACUGAUGUUACUCACUCUCAAGAUGUGCUUAAUAAAAUGUAAAAUCUUGCCAUGUAAAAUAUAUAAUACGGUCAUAA
Molecule: messenger RNA, 1618 nt
Organism: Sipha flava (yellow sugarcane aphid)
Lineage: Eukaryota; Metazoa; Arthropoda; Insecta; Hemiptera; Aphididae
Exons: 6
Coding region: 101-1423 (440 amino acids)
Source: RefSeq, a predicted model, not a curated record